GGGGCGGGGGCUGGCUGUGGGGAAGGCUGGAGCUCUGGGCACAGCGGUGGCCCCAUGUCACCAUUGAGGUGGGAGCAGAGCAGUGAGGGCGGUGAGUACGGGCUGGUCGCACGUGAUGGCUCAUGAUGGCAGUGAACAGAGUGGGGGGAAAUGGUGUCAGAACAAUCUUUGGGGGUUUCUGGAUUGCAGCACAGGACUGAGAAUUCCCUGCCGCCUGUUGCCAGAGCAGGGGGGUCACGUGGCAGCUGCUCUGCACUGCUUCAUCUGCCUUCUAGAUGGUUGGGUGGAGGGAUGGAUGAAUGGAUGGAUGAAUGUCCACGGCCACUGCCAAACUGGAGGUGCAUUUCUGGCCAUAGGGAGGCUUUGGUUUGGUGCUUUCCUGGAGGUGCUGUAGCUUUCCCCAUGCUGCCAAGUUCCCUUUUCACUGAGGCUGCACUGCUUUUUCCAGAGCUCUUCUCCAACCAUUGACGUCACAGCAGUGGGGCUAUGGCUACAACAGCGUGCUCUGAUAAGUCUAAAGUAGAGAUAAUUAGAUGGUGAGAGAGACACGGACGUCUCUGCGUGGGUUAAUGCGAUUUGCCCUCUCUGCAGGGCAGGGAUCUGGGCCAAACUUUUCAACGCUGCAGUGACGGAGCAGCUUAGAGAGGUGCCAGAGGGAGGCUGGAGACGGUGAGAAGGUCUGCCCUUCUGCUCUGCCCGAGCACCGCACGCAUGGUAGCCACCCGGGGCCACCAGGGAUGCAGUGAGGUGGCCAAUGCACAAUGGCCCCAUCUCGCACCAACGGGUCGCACUACGCACUGACGGCCAUCGGGCUGGGGAUGCUCAUCCUCGGCGUCAUCUUGGCCGUGUGGAACCUUGUGCCCGGCUUCGGACACCCCGAUAAACUCAACGCUGGGAAUAGCAGCAAGCCCGACCGCGGUGGUGGGGGUAUUUUUAAGAGCAAGACGUUUUCUGUGGCCUACGUUCUGGUUGGGGCAGGUCUGCUGCUGCUGCUGCUGUCCCUCUGCUUGAAUGUCCGUGACAAGAAGAGGCAGAGUGAGGAUAUCCCCAGGGUGGUGCAGCACCAAGCAUCCGUGGAGCCUUCACAGCAGGAGGAGGACAGCCAAGAAGAGGAUGAAGACGUGUCCUCCCGCUACUACGUCCCCAGCUACGAGGAGGUGAUGAAUGCAGGCUACUCGGAGCCCCGCGACCCGGAGCGGAACCGCAGGAUCAGCGUCUCACUGCCCUCCUAUGAAUCACUGACAGGGCUUGAGGAGGGCACGCAGCCAUCAGGAGCAGCCAAUGCAGAGCCCAGCACCGAGCGGCCACCAGGCCGGAACAACUCGCGUCUCAGCAAGCGCCUGAAGCCCCUCAAGGUGCGGAGGAUCAAGUCGGAGAAGCUGCAUCUCAAGGACAUCCGCCUCAACCUCGGUGAUGGGAGCAGCACCGGUCCCAUCACAAUUGAGCCAUUGACCCCACCUCCAAAGUAUGAGGAUAUCCAGGAAAAAGCACCGGGAAGCCAACAGUUGACUUAGAAAGGAGGGGUCGGUCAUUGUGCGGAUUGGAAACACUCAGAGAGGGCUGGUCACGGAGUGCAGGAGUGUUGGAUGCUCUCUGGAUGCUGAGGUACUGAUGUGGUGGGGACUGCAGCAUUGCACAAAUGGGACUGGGUCUUCCCAGGACAGCACUGUGUCAAACACCGUGGGGAAAUGGCGAUGCUGUGAAGGACGUGAAGGCUGCAAGAGUCAGAUGUGUGUUCUGCGUUGUUUUAAUUUAAAGACCACCUAAUGUAUCUUCUCUCCUUUGUGCCUUGCCCCAGCAAUGGGUUUCCAAGCCACCAAACUGCUAUUUAAUAAGAAUUUUCCAAGAGGAAAAAGGGAAACUUUCUGUCUUUUUUUUUUUUUUUUUUGUCUUUUCUUUUUGAGUAAGGCAUUAAAAGUGUCAGGUUAGUGAUGUAGCUGUCACCACUCCAGACACCAGUGGGGUUGGGGAUAGUGGCACAGGGCUGGCCCAAGUGCCUGCAGAGUUGCAUGCUUGCUGGUGCGAAGAGGAAUGAAACAAGCCCUUAAGCUUGUCAGACCUAUAGGCUUUACCCAUAGGAGGUUUCUUACUGGCAUUACUGCCCAUUCUCCUGUAGGAGAGGACUGAGUUUCUUGCCUCAAUGGUUUUCUCUUUUGUGUGUUGUGCUGUGAGUCGAAGGGACAGUCCGUUUGGGGCUGGAAACUGCCACAGUGGACAACUGCCAAGGGUUGUUCAAGGUGUUCUGGGUAAAAUGACAAGACCAUGCAGUGCAAGCAGUCCUUUUCUAAAUAAAUAUUUUGUACGUGG
Messenger RNA from Gallus gallus (chicken), 2307 nucleotides. RefSeq names its product transmembrane protein 51 (gene TMEM51). The record is from RefSeq and is a predicted model, not a curated record. Bases 762 to 1514 code for a protein of 250 amino acids. NCBI's taxonomy places the organism in Eukaryota, Metazoa, Chordata, Aves, Galliformes, Phasianidae. The transcript has 3 exons.